GGGGCGCUGUGGGCGGGGCGAUGGUGCAGCUGGCCGUGCGCCGGGCGGCCGGAGGGGAGGCGGAGUGGCUGCUGCUGGAGCUGCAGGGGCAGCUGGAGGCGCGCGGCGGAGGCGGCCUGGCCGGGCGGCUGCUGGGCGACCUGCACUUCACCCAGGAGGGAGCGCCGGUGCUGGUCGUGGGCCACCACGUGCUCUACGGGAAGGCGGUGCGGCUGGAGAAGGCCGUGGCCGUCCUGCGCAGGGGAGCCGCCGCCGCCGCCGCCGCCGAGGAUCCCCGCGGCCCCGCCGCCUACGAGGUCGCCGCGCUGGUCCGCACCAAGCUGCUCUUCAAGACGCGCCCCAAGCCCAUCGUCCCCAGCGCGCCCAAGAAGGCCUGAGGGCCGCGCCGCGCUGCUCUUCGGCCUCCCUGCCUGCCUGCCUCCCUCCGGAGCUUCCUCGCUCUUGUUGGGGCCCCCGUUUCCUUAGCGGGAAAGAACGGAACGGGCUUCUCCGUUUACAAAGCUUUAUUAUAGUUACAAAUAACAAAUGUAAUAAAAAAUGCAAACCUGUUUUUUAAAAAAAUGAAAAUGUAAGUAAAAAUAAAUAAGUUUA
This is a messenger RNA of Notechis scutatus (mainland tiger snake), 591 nucleotides long. It is a transcript of the gene CHTF8, whose product is annotated as chromosome transmission fidelity factor 8. Gene Ontology annotation, cellular component: Ctf18 RFC-like complex. Lineage: Eukaryota; Metazoa; Chordata; Lepidosauria; Squamata; Elapidae. Gene Ontology annotation, biological process: mitotic sister chromatid cohesion. The record is from RefSeq and is a predicted model, not a curated record.